This is a messenger RNA of Stereum hirsutum FP-91666 SS1, 1533 nucleotides long. Its product is annotated as S-adenosyl-L-methionine-dependent methyltransferase. The transcript is spliced from 10 exons. The record is from RefSeq and is a predicted model, not a curated record. Bases 1 to 1533 code for a protein of 510 amino acids. Lineage: Eukaryota; Fungi; Basidiomycota; Agaricomycetes; Russulales; Stereaceae. Gene Ontology annotation, molecular function: O-methyltransferase activity.
AUGAUGCUCGACGAACUCGAUUACCUUCAGUCAACGAUUGUGGAUGCUCUGGAUACCAUCCGCCUCGAGAUCAAGGCUAACAACCUUCCCCAUCUCUCUCACUCAGCCACUACUCCCCAUCCACUAGACAGCGACAGCUUCGUAUGCCCUCCUAGAUUGUAUGAAGCUCGUAGAUUGGCCCUAGCCGCUAUGGUCAGCGCACUAUCUCAGUUCCGAGUCAAGGGUCAACUAAAGAACCUGCUCCAAGUCCCUUACGAGAAGGUCGUUGAGCAGUCUUGCGCCGUGUACGACACUGCCUGUCUUGACCUUCUGGUCCAGUCAGGCGUUCUUGAUAGACUUGCAGAGGAGUCUACGCUUGUCGAAGGGAUGAGCGUUCAGCAGCUACAAGAACAUUCUGGGAUCGAUUCUGGAAAGUUGAACACCGUUCUACGAUACCUCGCAGCACAGGGCUGGCUACGCGAACCAACAGAGGGCACUUAUGCCUUGACGCGCUCUGCCCUGGAGCUUCGAGUGGGAAAUAAUGGUAGGAAGUGGAUAAUGACGCCGGGAAAGCCGAAAGUUGCGUCUGCUCUGCAUGCACAACUCACCCAUCCCGAGUGGCGCUUCUCUAGGGCAGCCGAUCAAACUGCGUUCCAGAUCGCCAAUCAAACACCUCUCACGCUCUUCGCAUGGAUGAAGCAGAACCCCAGUGAACUCGUUCAGUGGGCCAGCUCUGUACAGUCACUUGGGAACGCUUAUCAUUCUGCAAUCACCAACGACAUACCAUGGGAUAAAUAUAACGGCAAUACAUUCAUCGACUGUGGUGGAGGUCAAGGCAACCUAUCCAUUUCGAUAGCUGAGAUACUUCCGAAGAGCUUCUUCGUCGUACAAGAUUUAGAAGAAGUUGUGCCCAUCGCGAAUGCCAACAUCGCGGCGCGGGCUCCCGAGACUCUGAAGUCAGGGCGUAUCACGACCGAAGCUCAUAACUUCUUCGAACCACAACCACGGUUCGGAAAGAAUCACGUCUACCUAUUUCGUUACAUCCUUCAUGACUGGCCGGACCAUGCCUGCAUCCGUAUUCUAGGCAACAUCGCUCGCGUCGCACGGCCUUGGGUAAGACUUGGCGUUUUUGUGGAUGGAAUGUCUCUGACGGUGGUUAUCAUGCAGAAAUGCAAAAUCAUCAUCAUUGACACGAUACAGGCGCCUUGCACAACCUCCGAUCCUUCGUCCUACGGCAGCCAGCUUAGAUCCUUGGAGGACGUAACCGAUACUGACCCCUACACGCCCAUCGCCGCCCCGCCAUUUAUUCCCAAGAAUUUUGGGGCAUGCGCAAAGAUGUCUCUGGCGCUGGGUGUCCAUAUGAUGGGGGUUUUCAACGCCCUUGAGCGAUCGUUUAGCGAAUGGAACGACCUCUUGACCAAGGCUGGUCUGCGCAUUGUCCAUGUCUACCCUCUUCGAGGUAUGGUGUCCGCCAUAGAGUGUGAGCCACUCGGCGAAGGAGAAGAGUAUAGUGAUGGUUCUAGCGGGACAGAAGCCGGCUCGAAUGAUGCAUGA